UGUUCAGUGCAGCCAUGACGCAAAGUCAACAAGAGAAAAGACUCCCGGCGGCCGUCAGGCAGGCAGUGUUAGUGGUGAAGUGGAGCAGAGCCCCGGAGCAGCGCACCGUGCUCGCUUUAAAACGGGAUUUGGAUUAAAUAGCUUGUGAAAGAGCCGAUGAGCCCAGCGUGCGGGAGGGAGCAGAGAGCUGAUUUUUAUUUCCUACUGGAUCGAGAAGGGGAGGAGGAGGCAUGGAGAACGAGUUAUUCUGGUAACAGCGCAGAGCCUGUUUGACAUCGCGCCUCUCAAGGCUUCCGGCGCAAAGUAAAUCUGUUUUGUGCGUCGAGAGGAAGAGAGCCUCGGUCAGUUCCCGGCCGCAAUCCUCUUCGGCUGGACAUGAAAGUGCAGCAGGGCUGCAACUCAUCAGACAUGGGCAUCCCGGUUAGAACAGAAGAAGAGCUGCGCAAGAACACAGUUAUAACACCAGAGGAUGUGCUGGGACUGCAGAAGAUCACAGAGAAUUACCUCUGUGCUCCAGAGGAAAAUGUCCACAUGAUUGACUUCACCCGGUUUAAAAUCCGUGACAUGGAAACAGGGACAGUCCUGUUUGAGAUCACUAAACCUCCAACACCAGGUGGUUUAAAGCAAUGUGACCCCAACACCGGCCGAUUUGUUCGAUACCAGUUCACCCCGGCCUUCCUCCAACUACGACAAGUUGGAGCCACAGUGGAGUUCACAGUAGGAGACACCCCCAUCAACAACUUCCGUAUGAUCGAGAGACACUACUUCCGCGACAAGCUGCUAAAGAGCUUCGACUUCGAGUUCGGCUUCUGCAUGCCCAGCAGCAAGAACACCUGCGAACACAUUUACGAGUUCCCCACGUUGUCUGAGGAAACAAUGCAUGAGAUGAUCCAGCACCCUUAUGAGACACAAUCCGACAGUUUCUACUUUGUGGACAACAAGCUGGUGAUGCACAACAAAGCAGAUUAUUCCUACUGUGGAGGGCCGUAGGAAGCCCAUCUCCGCUCCUCUGAUUCAAGACAUUUUCAGAACCAGAAACACAUGAACUGAUGGACAAAUCACUGGCUUUAGACGGCCAUUUAUCAUCCCUGUUAGCUCCGCACAUUCCCACUCAGGCACUAAGCUGCCUGGACAAUCAGAUUCCCCUUCCGGAGGAGCAGCAAAGUCUGCCAGUUCGCAUCAGAGUGCAUGGAUGGAAGCGUGUGGGCAGCACAAACAGGCCACUGAUUUCAGUCUGCAUAUGUGGGCUCAGCUUCAUCGGGAAAAGAGAGGACUUUUUUUUUUAUGUUCUUGUUUUAUUUUUGUGUUAGUUGGUGGCUGGAAAAUAAGGAAAAUCCCACUAUGCAAGCCCAAGAAAUAACAUGGUUAAGUUUUUAUGGGAUUUUACAAAUUUACUGCGUUUCUUUAAGAUUCAGCAACAGCAAUAGUACAUGAAAUGGACUGAAGAAAGAGAGAGAGAGAGAGAGAGAGAGAGAAAAAAAAACAAGCACUACAGUGAUUGCCAAGAAACCCAGAUGCAGGUUUUGAAAUAUCUUUAAGUUGUUCUGCUGGUUAUUUAGUUAUAAAAGUUAAGAUGUCUAAUGCAACACAAGAUGUUCUCAUAUUUUGUGAAAGAACUUCCUCCUCCCUCCAGGCCAGGACUAAUCCUUCUCAUCAACCGGUUUCUGAAUUUACUUAAAACCUACAGCUGUAAAAAUACAAUCUCUGUUUCAGUUUAAGAACAUUUUCCCAGUAUUUUUGCAAUAUAUGGAAAACCCGUUCACAGUGGAAUAAUGCAAACAAUUCAGUCUGACCAGGAAACGUUUUUAUCAGCCUCUUGAGCAGGAAUAAGCUCCUUCUUGUAACGUUUCUAGAUGUUUAGGCUGUAAGACAAACUUUUUCUCAAUCACCUUCAUCAAGAGUACAAAAGUAUUUACAUCCAUUUAAUGCUUUAUGCUGUCACAUUAAAACCACAGACUUUGGUGUAUUUUAUAAGGAAUUUAAGUGGCAGAAAAACACAAAGUAGUGCAAAAUUUCAUGGGUUUAAACAUUUUCUAACGGAUAAAUUUUUUCUACAUGUGCAUGCAUUUAUACUUAUGUUCUGUCCCAGAUUGAUCUGCCUCCAUUUUCCCAUCAUCUCUGCCUAGCUUCUCCGUCCCUGCUAAAGAAAAGCACUCCACAGUGGGGUGUGUCACUGCGAGGUCCGAUUUUCAUUUAUAAAAAUAAAAAAAUGAAAAGCAUGAAUACGUUCCCUCUCAUUUUAAAACAUGCACUACUUUGCGUCGCUCUGUCGUAUGAAUCCAAAUAAAAGACAAGAAAGUUUUCAGCUGCCAUCCGUCCAUCCAUUAGCUUCCACUUGAUCCGGGUUUGGCUCACGGGAGAAGCAGCCUAAGCAAAGAAGCCCAGACGUUUUGUUCUCCCUUCCCAGCCACUUGGUCCAGCUCUAGUGUGUCCUGGUACUUCCUCUGUGUCUCCUACUGGUGGACAUGUCCAGCAUACGUCAUCAUGGAGGCCAGAGACGCCACCUGAACUGAUUUUUCUCAGUGUGGAAGAGCAUCGGCUUCACCGUGGGCCCUGAUCUGGUCACCGUCUCUGUGUGUGUGGGGCAGAAACCCUGCAGACUUUACUCAUUACUCCAGUUUUCAACUGUAACAUUAAAAAAAUGUGAAAAAUGUCGUGAAUACCUUUGCAAGGCACUGCUGAUGCUCUCUCUUCGAUAUCAAGCUAAAUUAUAAACCUAGAGUUUUUUUUUUUAUCAUACAACAUCUCUAUAGUUUCUAUGCGUGUGUGGUAGCGGAGGCACUGUUAUUUUCUGCUAGUGUUCAGAUAAAAUAGAAUGUUUUAUUUGGAACUAUUUUAAAACUUUUUUUUUAAAUGUUAUAACUAAUUAGAUGCAGGAAAACUACAAUAUACAAAAAGACCAAUUUUGAUAUAAUAUAUAAGUAUAUUUACAGUUUAUAGUUUCAUGGCACUUUUACUCUUAUAGUUACUUAAAAUUGUAUUAGCAGACAUAUCUAAGUGACUCUCUCUUCCGCCUGUGUUUUGUUGCUGUCCAGAUGACUGUGUCCUUUGUCUUUGUGAGAAUUUGAUUUCAUGUCUUCGGGUUGACUUUGCCGCCACGACAGGAAUAUUUUUAAGUCAGGUUUAAGCUGUUCUUUUUCUAUGGCUGAAUCAUUAUACCCAAGUAACUAAAUUAAAUUAAAAAUAAAGAAUUGGGUGUAUAGAUUUCAAUUUGUCACAGAUUUUCUCUGAAAUAAAGAGUCAUAAUCGUAAAUAAAGGCUGUACAUGCAUUACCUUAAGAUGUUAAAAUAAGUGGUGCUGAAAUGUCUUAACUUGACAAGACCAAGGCCUGUUUAUGGAGCGACCAUCAUCGGUUCUAGAUGGUCUUUUUCUCUUUGCUGUUUUAAAAACAAUCUGCAAGUCCAACAAACUCAGUGAGAAUCUAAGAAGGAGAAUGUAGAUUUACAGUAGUUGUGAAAGUUUUUUAAAAGUAAUUUUUAAAUGGAUUUCUAGAUGAAAGGUGAUUGGUUUGGAUGUUUUUUCAUUUAUUGUCCACAGAGAGGCACUAGACAGAAAGAAAUUAACACAUUCAAACUGAAAGGAGGUAAAGGACGCUUCCUGAAAGAAAAAAAAAAGCUUUGCUGAUUUAUCUUUUUGGUCACAAUGAUCCAAACCAGAAUCAUAAGUUAAGGCUGUCAGACCUGCUACUUGGUAGCAGCAUCAUGCUGUGGGGCGCCUUUGCAGGUGUGGUACUGAUUCAUAGCAGAAAGUUGCUGUAAUAGUGGAGUGAGGGUCUAAUAUCUUCAACUUCGCCUCUGAUCAAAGGCUGUGUGGUUUAAACUUGGACACAGAUAGAUGCUAGAAGUUUACAGAUGAUACAAAAAUCUAAAAAAAACAUUUAACCAAAUAUCAGAGAAGGGGUAUACAUAUGUUUAAGUCUGUAUAUAUAAUUUAUAAUAAGUGGGAUACACGGUGCUGUAAAGGAUAAACAAUAAAUUCACAAUAAAUUCUUAUUAGCGCA
This is a messenger RNA of Xiphophorus hellerii (green swordtail), 4001 nucleotides long. It is a transcript of the gene unc119a1, whose product is annotated as unc-119 lipid binding chaperone a1. Gene Ontology annotation, molecular function: lipid binding. The record is from RefSeq and is a predicted model, not a curated record. The transcript is spliced from 5 exons. Bases 376 to 990 code for a protein of 204 amino acids. NCBI's taxonomy places the organism in Eukaryota, Metazoa, Chordata, Actinopteri, Cyprinodontiformes, Poeciliidae. Gene Ontology annotation, biological process: negative regulation of caveolin-mediated endocytosis; negative regulation of clathrin-dependent endocytosis; mitotic cytokinesis. Gene Ontology annotation, cellular component: centrosome; spindle midzone; spindle pole.